AUGAGAGAUCUAGAGAUUCAGAGAGGCAAGCAGAGGAGCUGGUUUCUGUGCUCUCAAGUGGCAGGGCCUGUUUUUAAAGCGUCCACGCUGGCUGGCUACCCCCCUGCCCCCACCCCCCCCGUCGUGAGCCUGGGGACGUACGGGUGGACGUCGCUCGAAAUUCGUCCUUAUGUACCUGGCGCAACAUACUCUCCCCCGGCGCUAGUGUACCGUCCGACCCGUGCCCCCGCCGGCCCUGUGCGUGGGGUUUUCCGCUUUGUCUGUGGAGGAAGUGACAUAGGAUCUGAGGGUGGGCCUGAGGGAGGGACGGAGUUUUUCGAGACGGAAAGCUACGUCCAGGCCUCCAAACGGGAUAAAAAGUUUGCCACCUGCCCUCCUAACUUCUCCUACGCUUCACUGUGCGAGUGUCUCCGCCGAGCAUUCAUCUACAGACAGCCGUCGCCGGUGGAAACCGUCCUCUUUAACAGGAAGCAGGGCCGGCAAGUAGGACAGGUUGCCAAGCAACAGGUGGCCAGCCUGGACUCCGAUAAGCCAAUCCUGGGCUUCAGAGCAACCAAUGAGAGACUGUACAUCCUGACCUCCACAGUGGCAUUUCACAGCCCUCCCGUCACUAUCAAGAAGGAGCCGCAGAGCCCGGGCUCCGACCCCAGCCAGUCCUGCAGCCACAAGCAGAGCUUCAGCUACCCCAGUGGAGAGCAGUGCCUUUAUGCCAGUGCCUAUGAUCAGAAAAGGGCUGCAGGAGGAGCGAAGAGCUCCUGCCCAGGGACCCCCAUGUCCCCUAUGCAGCAGCAUUACUCCCCGAAACCUGCCACGGCCGGACGGCCCGAUGCUGGCUACAUGAACCCUGCUGCAGCCUCCCAGCCACUGCCUAGCAACAGUUACCCCAUCAACGCCAGCUCCAGAUAUCAGGGCCCUUCAGGAGACCCCAUGUGCCCCCAGUUCCCACCACAAUCCAGCCAGGCCUUUCAGCGCAUGCCAUCUGCCCCGGCAGGACACAGUGGAGCCGGUGGAGGCGGGGCUGGAGGGCCAGGUGGAGGCGGAGGUGGAGGUUAUCAUCGGCAGCACUCGGACCCCUGCAUGCCCUACCUGCAGCAGAGCUUUAAGCAGGAAUACAUGGACCCGUUGUAUGAGAGGGCCGCUCACAUGGCAGGGCCUGGGCACGGGGGCGGACCGGGACACGCACCCCACCCACAUCACCAACAACAUCCACACUCGCACCCCCACCCACACAGGUUCCCACCAGCCCACAUGAUGGUUAAGCAGGAGCCCACAGACUACACCUACGAACCUGGUGAGUGA
This is a messenger RNA of Notothenia coriiceps (black rockcod), 1299 nucleotides long. Its product is annotated as ETS translocation variant 5-like. Gene Ontology annotation, cellular component: nucleus. Gene Ontology annotation, molecular function: DNA-binding transcription factor activity. The transcript is spliced from 7 exons. NCBI's taxonomy places the organism in Eukaryota, Metazoa, Chordata, Actinopteri, Perciformes, Nototheniidae. The coding region runs from base 1 to 1299 and encodes 432 amino acids. Gene Ontology annotation, biological process: regulation of DNA-templated transcription. The record is from RefSeq and is a predicted model, not a curated record.